UGCUGGUUUGAAGUCGUCGUUUUCAUAGCAAUUUUAUAAUGGUUAAACUUAAUGAAUACGAUUUUAUAGGCUUUGAUCUUGACCAUACAGUUGUUCAGUACARGUUGAGCAACCUUUAUACGUUGAUCUAUGAUAGCUUGGUAUCAUAUUUGGUCAGUGAAAAAGGCUAUGAUUCAAGUCUACUUGAUACCAGACUCAGUGAUAAUAAAGACUUCAUCUUGAGGGGAUUAGUUCUUGAUUUUGACAAUGGCAACUUUUUAAAGCUGGAUAAACAUGGCUGUAUACUAAGAGCAUCUCAUGGUACAAAGUGCUUGACAAGUGAGGAGAUAGUAGAAUGUUAUGGCAUGAAAAGAAAAUACAAACUGUUUGGUGAAAUAAAGUCGUCCAUGAUUAAAAGGCACAGGUCCAUUGUUAAUUUCAGGAAGUUUGAAACGUUCUUUGAUCUCCCUUCUUCACUGGUUGCUGCUAACGUUAUUGAUUAUAUUGAUGCCAAGGAUGGAAAACCAUGUAAUUAUAAAAGUGUUUGGCAGGAUGUUCUUGAUGGCAUGAUCUUGAUUUUCAGCCCUUCUUCAUUUGCAGCAAAAAAGGGAAACUAUUUUGAAACAAUGGUCAAAUCGCCAAGUAAAUACAUCCAAAAGUGUUCAAAAAAACUCAUUGACUGGAUCAAAGCCCUGCGAGGAGAAAACCGAAAAGUGUUACUUGUUACAAACUCCUACAUCGACUACGCCAGCUUUGUCCUGGAAUACGCCGUUGGGAAUGACUGGAGGGAUCUUUUUGACAUUGUCCUUUGCAGAGCAAGUAAACCAGGAUUUUUUGUGCCGUAUGAAUCUGGCAAAGCUAUCCCGUUUUAUGAAGUAGAGGGCAUGGAGGAAACAAGAGAAGCUGAAGAACUGAAACUGCACAAAACAUACUCCCAGGGGAACGUGGAAAUGCUUAAGAAGUAUYURAAAUUGUGGUCAGAAAAGGAGAACCCUAAGGUUCUUUUCUUUGGUGACAGUGUUAAGUCUGACAUCUAUCCUACUUAUAUUCUUGCUAAAUGGGAUGUCGUGGCCGUGCUAGAAGAGAUGGARGUUGAGGGAAUGGUGACUACAAGUCAUACUGAGAUUUACCAGACGACCAUGACUUCGAUACCUUCAGCGACUCAUCAUUUGGAGGCUUUUAUCCAGGUGUACCAAAGUCACUUUUGAUAGACUAGAACUAUGUACCAGCCUACUAGACUAGAACUAUGUACCAGCCUACUAGACUAGAACUAUGUACCAGCCUACUAGACUAGAACUAUGUACUACUAGACUAGAACUACGUACGAAUCUUCUGAGCAAUGCUUGAGUGGGCGACCUGGGGCCGGUACUAAGGCUGGAUAAGUUUUCCAGUCCUUUUCCAGUCGAUUUUGUAUGGCUUUUAUCUGUUGAAAUAAGGAUUUAUGUGGUGGAUGGCGCUAUUCAUCCUUUGCAGAACCCCUACAAGAAUAGCGAUAGUACUAAUUGAGAUUGUACAUUUGUUGUGAUAACCAACGUCCAGUAUAUUAAAGAGGAGUGGACUGGGAGGAAUGAACAGGGGGCUAGAAGAGUAAAAUAAUAAGCAAAAGCGGUUAUCACUCGAGCGCAUUAAUGAAGCAAUCAGUAGAGAAGUCUAUCAAUGAAAAUACUUUAUUUUUGAUUGUUAGUCUAUAACAAUUCUUUGAUAUAAUAAAUAUAUAAUAGAUUCUUAAUUUAAAAAAAAUCCAGGAAAUAUGGGCUAAUACAAAAUUGAUUUGUUGUUUUUCCAUCGACUAAAAACGGYUUGACAUCGUUUCCACAAUCCCCGAGACAUUUUUAUGAAUGUAAAAUAAUAAUACUUUUAUCAGACCGUCAUCUUGAUGCAUUAAAACCAAUUAUGGGAUGCCCACCGGGCCGUUCGUUGGAAAUAGAUUCAUUAAUGAGGAUCAUCGUCAAAUAUGACAUUCAUUCAAAUACUGCAUUGUAAUUAACUAAAGUAAAAAUAAAAAAUAAAAUAAACUAGUAAACGUCCCACUC
Messenger RNA from Exaiptasia diaphana, 2012 nucleotides. Its product is annotated as 5'-nucleotidase domain-containing protein 1. The record is from RefSeq and is a predicted model, not a curated record. NCBI's taxonomy places the organism in Eukaryota, Metazoa, Cnidaria, Anthozoa, Actiniaria, Aiptasiidae. Gene Ontology annotation, molecular function: 5'-nucleotidase activity.